Arthroderma uncinatum is the source of this 2319-nucleotide messenger RNA. RefSeq lists its product as uncharacterized. Bases 1 to 2319 code for a protein of 772 amino acids. The transcript has 2 exons. Gene Ontology annotation, molecular function: protein binding. Lineage: Eukaryota; Fungi; Ascomycota; Eurotiomycetes; Onygenales; Arthrodermataceae. The record is from RefSeq and is a predicted model, not a curated record.
AUGGCGGCCCCUAACGAGGCUCCGUCGACGGACUCGCUCUCGACAUCUCAACCGUCCUCCAACCGCCUCCAAACACAGCCAUAUCAACCACAAUCUCAAACACCAACCCAACAACAUCCGGGACGCCCCUUGCUCUCUCCCCGCCUACAACAUGUCGCAGGCGAGAUACCGCCUGCGCUCUCACCCCUCGACGCCUUCGCAGCCCAGGGCCGUCUGCUCGCCAAACAAUUCGAUGAAUCCCGCAAGGCAGGACGGAGACUGAGCCGUCUCCCACCGUCGAGCGUCGAACGAUCUUUAUCCCAGCCCAGAGGAGGGUAUAAUCGAACACUAUCCGAAGAGGACACAUGGCGGUCACAAACGCCGAUGCGCGCGGGGUUUAAUUUCGAGCAGAGAGGACGAGGAAGAGGGGAUGCAGAGAGGGCUCCGUAUAGCAACGGCAUGUCGCUCGAGGAGCCUACUUUCAGGCCCAAGUCGCAGCAUCCUCGGAUCAGCGGACUUCCUCUCAACACCAGCACGGGCAAUACGUUCCCGAUAGACGAUAGCUGGGAUAACAGGCCGCCGGAGACUUCGUUUGGGGCUCCGCGCGCUAAUUCGCCAGAGACGUUCUGGACUCGAGACGGUUCACAGGAACGGCGCAAGACACCGUCUCCGGGCCCUGGACCGACCAUCGAUAACAGGCUGAAUGUUGUACGCUCGCGCUCGCCCCAGUCGUCCGGCGACUCACCCACACGGUUCUACGCAAAUCAACAGCGGAAUCAGCAGCAGCAGCAACCGCCGCCGCAUCGCCAUAACCAUCUCGCACCUCCUCCUCCGCUACCACGAACGCACAGCAGUCCCGGCGGUACGAGCAAUGGCUCUACCCAGGAAAGCUCGGACGAUGACGGAUCUAGUUCCAAGUCGACCUUCUCGCUGCCACGAAAAUUAUCGUCCAGCAGCGGCAUGUCUGCGCCGUAUUCCCCGCUACCGUCGCAUACGAGCAGACCAUAUCAGCGGUCACCGUCACCGAACUCGGAAGCAGGCACGGGAGGAAGUACGACGCCCAAUCUGACGAAACCGUCGUUCAAUUUCUCCCGGCCGAUGAGUCGAUCGAAUACGUCGCGGUCCAUGCAAGAUUCGCCUACAAAUACAUCUACAAACACGUCUGCAGGCGCCUCGUUCCUCAACAGGGAGAACAAGCCGGCUCCCAUCACCGUGCCAGCGCCCCUGGCCACACCGUCUCCGUCAGCAGACGAAUCGACCGAACCGCCCUUAUCAGCCGGACAGUCGUACAUAUAUGCGAAGUUCUCCCUUCCGCGCGGCCGGCUGAUAUCACGCCAGUCCAAGACGUUCAACGGCGGCGAGCCGCAAGCAAACUUUGAACCACCACAGUUUGAGCGAUCAAUCACCGACCCUGGACCAGCUCCAGCUCCUGCUCCGAUACCUACACCAGCACCAGCCGAAAACACAAACAUCAAAGCUGUACGGCCACCAAUUGACCGCCAACAAUCCAGCACCAGCAUCACCUCCGCCUCUACACAAAGCCACAGCACCAUCCGCCCCUCCACCAACCAACUCACCCAGUCGCAAUCCCACCCCUCACCCAACCCCGACGAGAAAGAAAAAGACAGCGAAAACGAACCGCUGACGGCCGAAGACCAUGUCACCAGGGGCAUCGAAUGCCACGAAUCCGGCUCCCUGAAAGAAUCAACCUACCACCUCCGCCUAGCCGCCAUGCAGAACCAUCCAACAGGCAUGCUCUUGUACGCCCUCGCCUGCCGUCACGGCUGGGGCCGCCGCGCAGACCAAACAGAGGGCGUCCAAUGGUUGCGCAAAGCAGUCGACACCGCCGGCCUCGACCUGGCAAGCAGUAACCCGCCCAGCCCCGAAGCGUGCGACGCCGCACUACAGAAACUUCUCUCCAACAACGGCGACGGGAAGAUGAGUAUCGUGGAACAGAAGGCUCGCCAGGCCCAGCUUGCGCUGUCCAUCUAUGAGCUUGGAGUGAGCAAUUUGAACGGAUGGGGCGUUGAUCAGGACAAGGCGCUUGCGUUGCGGUGUUUUGAGAUUGCUGCGCGAUGGGGGGAUGUGGAUGCGAUGGCUGAAGCUGGGUACUGCUAUGCGGAAGGGAACGGGUGUAAGAAGGACCUGAAGAAGGCGGCCAAGUAUUAUCGCAUGGCCGAGAAGGGCGGGAUGAGCAUGGUCGGCAGCAGCUGGAUAUACAAGGACAAGUACAUGGAGGACGAGACGAUGAAGAAGGGCGGCAGCGUCAAGUCGACCAGCAGCAAGUCUCGAGCCCGCAGCCGCAGCAUCUUCGGCCGCAAAAAGUCCACCGACGGAUGA